GUUUAUGUUCAUCACUUCAGGUAUCGUAAGCUGAGUGUAAAGACGCACUUCUGGACGUGAAACAGAAGCUCAGUCUCUCGAUCUACCUGCUCCUACAUCCUGAACGGUCAUCAUGUACAGCAUAGUGGUGGAGAGCAUCUACCUCCUGGUCAUCGUCACCCUCAUCAGCGUCCUUCAGAAUGCUUUCUUUGCCCUGAAGGUAGAGAAGGAGGGCAACUGUCAAAAUAUCCCCACAUCUACUUUUGAACGAGUUUGCUGUGCCAAUCGUAACUGCAUGGAUGCUUAUCCCACCUUCCUGGCAGUGAUGUGGUGUGCCGGUCUGUGUCUCAAUCAAGCUCCUGCUGCCUUUGCCGGGAUCAUCUAUCUUGCUGUCAGGCAGAAGUACUUUGUUGGAUACAUGGGACAAACCUCUCAGAGCACUCCAGGCUACAUGUUUGGAAAACGCAUCCUCUUCUUCCUGUUCUUGAUGUGCAUCGUGGGCAUCUUUAACUACCUGCUGGUGCGUUACUGCAGCAGCGAAUACAAGGAAUACGUGGAAACCAUCACCGGCGCCGCAUCUGCUCUCCUCCUCAUCCCUUAGUGCCGCGUGUGCCACAUGAUGGCAACAAUACAUUUAUCUUUUAUCUGAUGGGAACUGAAUUAAAACACUGGCUUUCUAUUGUUUUUUUGUAAAAGAGCAUUUAUUGUGUUUGAUAAAAAUAAAAAAAACUU
This is a messenger RNA of Anoplopoma fimbria (sablefish), 711 nucleotides long. RefSeq names its product arachidonate 5-lipoxygenase-activating protein (gene alox5ap). The record is from RefSeq and is a predicted model, not a curated record. Gene Ontology annotation, cellular component: endoplasmic reticulum; membrane; nuclear envelope. Bases 113 to 580 code for a protein of 155 amino acids. The transcript is spliced from 5 exons. Gene Ontology annotation, molecular function: leukotriene-C4 synthase activity; enzyme activator activity; glutathione peroxidase activity. Gene Ontology annotation, biological process: leukotriene biosynthetic process. Lineage: Eukaryota; Metazoa; Chordata; Actinopteri; Perciformes; Anoplopomatidae.